Etheostoma cragini (Arkansas darter) is the source of this 3651-nucleotide messenger RNA. It is a transcript of the gene leng9, whose product is annotated as leukocyte receptor cluster (LRC) member 9. The record is from RefSeq and is a predicted model, not a curated record. NCBI's taxonomy places the organism in Eukaryota, Metazoa, Chordata, Actinopteri, Perciformes, Percidae. Gene Ontology annotation, molecular function: metal ion binding. The coding region runs from base 263 to 1954 and encodes 563 amino acids. The transcript is spliced from 8 exons.
UUUUAGCUGCGCGAGCGUUCUUGCCAUAUUAACUGUUGAAGCGAAAAUGGCUCGAGUAUUUUUUAAAGCGAUAAGAAAGUCAGCAAACAACAGAUGUAUUUGACAAUUUCAGGCUUUAUUGAAUGUUUCCACAAAGCAAUUUUGUCGACGAAAGACAUCUUAAAACUACAUUUCCCAUGAUGACUGUGCGAUAACCAACUCAGGGUCAAAGUGCGAAAAAAAAGAAGUCAGAAUCGUUGGUUCCUUCGAUCACAGAUUGAGCAUGGCUUCAGACGGGUUAGAAGUGCCACCAUGUCCAACAGAGGACCCGAGAGAUGAUGGGACCCACUUGACAGACACACCCUGGCCAGAGGCAGGGGUCCCUGCUGACCCUCACUGUGGAAAAGACACACCAGAAGAGUCAACAGAACAGGCUGGAGUCAACAUUUGCCAAUUUUUCCUGAAGGGAAAGUGUCGUUUCGGCAACAACUGUCAUUUCUCUCACAGUUACACAUCAAUAGAUGAUUCAGGGGCUGUCUCAUCUGACCAGAGUAACAAACAAGAUGGCGAAAAGAUGGAAAAACACAAGAACAAAGCCACAAAGCCAAAAUAUGAGGAAAAAGCAAAGGUGAAGAAAAAGCCUCGUAUGCGCACAGCAGAUGACGUUAUCUCUCGAAUACUGUGGGACCCAUCGGUGGAUGGAUCAGAAUUUGUAGUGGGCUAUGUGGAUCGCUUCCUUGGUGUGCUGGAGCGUCCCUUUAAUGAGUUCAACUGGGACACUGACCCCUGUGACUGUGAUUACUCUUCUGAGCUGGCCCUUCCCAGACACAGGAUCCAGUACUUCACCUACAGAGGGCACCGCGUCUGGGACCGCCACAGCAGGACAGACAGGGUGUUUGGCUCCACUGGUCAAUCUCUGGCUCCCCCCUUUGGAGAGGAGAAGGAAGUAAAGGAAAUGAACACAGAAGGCCAAGACAGACUUCUAACAACAGAAGAUCAGCCACCUUGUGUCAGUGGGCAGAAAGAGAGUAAAACAGACAAAUGCACUCAUACUGAGAACACACAUCUGGAGGAAGAAAAGCAGACUGAGAUGAAUACUUGCACCCCUGACUCAACGCAACCCUCUCCAAAGUGUCAAGGAAACACUUCUCCGGAACAACUGGAAUCACAAGGAGCAUGUAUUUUGGAGGAGGGUGCAAUGAGACCCACGGCUUCAACAAACCAAAUGUCCUUAUCCCAAAAAGAGGGUGCAAGCGUAAAAAUGGAGGGUGCGGAAGAGAUUGAAUGGCAAGAAAGCUGGGAAAAUAAUGAAGAUGCUUCGAGUUACCUCCUUGCGAUGAACAUCAGCCAAAUUCCAUUGGCACCUCUGAAGCAGAGAGGUGUUGGUCGCCCCCCUAAAAAACGACCCACGCACUUCAUCACCUUCAAGGCCAACACUCCUGCUAUCCUCUCCGGUUUCCAGCAGCUGAAGGAGGAGAUCACCUCCCUUCUGCCCUCCUCUGCCCCUCAUUGGCAAACCGCCCCGAGCCUCCAUGUCACCAUGUGCCUCCUGAAUUUGCCCGGCCCAGCUGAGGUAGCUGCUGCUGGGGAGAUCCUGCGACGGUUUGCCCAUUUGGAUCGUAACCCGCCGGUGGCUCUGACCUUCCCAGUAAAGCUGAAACAUUUCAAUGGGAGGGUGCUGUUCUUGAGCCCCCAGCCUCAGCUUUACCUCCAGCAGCUCAACAGUGGCCUGCAGGAGGCAUACAGGAAGGAGGGCUUUCUCCACAAGGACUCCUACAAUCCGCGCUACCACCUCACGCUGGCCAAGGUAGUGGGUUUUGAGGGAGACAGGAUUUUUGAAGGGGUGAGGGACCUAAAGGUGGGCAAGGGUUUAAAUUUUGGCCGUCUGCCAGUAAACACCUUACACCUUUGUGCCAUGGGAGUUUCCAAAGUAGAUGGUUUUUAUCAGACCGUGUGCACAGUAUCUCUUCGUUAAUAGAAGACUGGGCCAUUUUGCAUGCACACACUACAGUACAUGCAUGUUGAUACAAUGGGUGCAACGCCUCUGAGAUUUUAACUAGCCAUGUGGCCUCACUGACCAAAUCUGAUGUCUGUGUUUCAAGUUUUUAAGAUGUACUUUUAAAGAUAACCAGGUUAUAUAAAGUCCUAAAGGGAGUAAAAUUAACUUAGCAUAUCAACAAACACUAUGUUUAAUUAUAGUAAAACAGUAUUAAGAUGCAAAAGUCUGCUAUACUUAACUUAUGAUAAGAUUAAAAAUACAUUUAUUUUCCUUAAUGAAUGCAAUUAAAUCUGUUAAGGGCGUACGUCGUAAUAUGUCCAAUUGAUAUUUCAAGAUGAGAAAUGUACACACAGAAUAAUAAUACAGUGAAUUUAAAAUGCAAGCUGAUAUAACACAUCCAGAGCUUGCUAAAGGCACACUUUGCUCGGCUGAACAGAAAAAUAUAAAGACUAAAAACAGAUAUCCAUUUUUUCAUAUUCAUUGUACUUUAUGUCUGUUUUUCAUGUUACAAUGCAAAGUUUUAUCCGUUUUUUUAAUUUGUUCUAAAUUAUAAAUGCACUAUAAAGCCCAGAAGUGCUAUAUAAAACAUCUUUCAACAUUAGAUCUAAAAUUCAAUAUCAAUUCAAUUUCAAUUUUAUUUAUAUAGCGCUAAAUCACAACAACAGUUAUCUCUUUGUGCUUUUCAUAAAAGAGCAGGUCUAGACUGUACUCUGUGAUGUUAUUUAAAGAAACCCAACGGUUCCCACCAAGAGCAAGCACGAGGCAACAGAGGCAAGGAAAAACUUCCUUUUAAGAGGCAUCAGAACAUGAUAAGUCAACGAAUUGAUCAGUGGAUAAACAGAAAUUUACUUAGCAACCACUUUUGAUUAAUUAAAUUGAAGUCAAGCAAAAUGCCCUAGUGCUAGCUUCUCUAUCUCUACUGACAUGCUGAUGCUGCUGUACUUGGCUUUAUGUUGUAGUAACAUGAACAUUUUUGUUUGAUUGUUGGUUACUAAACAGAUGAUUUAAAGACCUCACCUUGGACAAUUCCUUUUUUUUUUUACAAUUUUCAAUAAAUGUGUGGAUCAUUUGAAUCAUUUAAAUGAGAGAAUAAUCAGAUUAAUUGCUACACAAUAAUAACAUGAGUUGCAGCCGUAGUCAAACUGGAACCCUUAAUAGGAAUCAUGAAGAACUUUACUGUACAUAGUUCAUAGUCUAAUCUGCCUUUAGGCCCUGAAGGGGACAAAUGGAAAUAGUUGUGAAGGGUUUUAAAUUAGCUUUGAGUCAUAAAACUCACAGUAUGCAGAGUAGAAUAGGUACUUUCUUUAAAUAUAACAUGACUUCUGUAGAACUCAAUUUUCGUUUCCUCUCAUUAUUAUCUGAUGGGCAAAAUAAGGUGUUCAGGGCCAACUUCUCUCUUCACUUUGAUAUUGACUGUUUUACAACUACACAGACUGGACAUAUGCACCAUAAAGGCUUAUGUCAUGUGUCAGGCAUAAAUAUAAUGGGAAAAUAUGUUUUCUUUACUGAAAUGAAUUAACCAAAGUAGUUUUACUCUGCUGCCUGUAAUAUAUAAUUCAUACGAAUAUUGAAUGCAUGGUGUUCUGCAAGAACAAUGACUUUGUAUGGCGUUUACAAUGAAUUAUAACCACUAGAUUGUCGAGGACAUUAAAUAUUGAAAUGGUUAUUUUAAA